ACAAGGCAGCAUAUUAUAAAUGUUUAGAUGUGAGCUUCUAACGGCAGGUUAUUUUAGGUUGACAUAUACUGCAUGGAAAUAUUGGAAUAUUACAUAAUUCAUGCGCUUAUCAUGACGUGGAAAACGCUGUUUUGUGGGAUGCAGAUUCUGAGUAUUGCUAUGUGCCAUCAUACAAGUUCAGAAGUGUCAAGCGAUAACGUUACGGGUGAAGCAACUACGGCCGUGCUUGUAUCUACUCAGAGCAACACCUGUUCUUGUGAUUGUGAUGCAAAUGGACUAAUUUUUUACUCUGUCGUAAACAUCACCGAGGAGCUACAGUUGAAAUUGGAUACUCUGAAGAAAGAAACCAAGGUUGACGAGGAGAAUUUGUCAUCGACGAUUAGGGCGAGGACAAGUGCCAGUGACCCACGCCCAUCCUCUGCUUAUGUUGGAUACGUUGGAAUAGCGCUUCUGGCCACGACAUUUGGAGGAAUUCUUCUACUCGACCUGCCAAGAAUGAUCAUGAUGUUGAAAACAUUUUUCUUAUGAAUUGAUUCCAAGGUUUUAUUGUAAUUCCUGGUUUAAUAGUUGUUUAUUUUGAUAUUCUCUACUCUUCUGUAAAGAGCGCCGAGGAGUUAGACAAUCGCAAGUUUUUAUCAUAAUUCUUGCUGUCGACGGGAACGAUUAUGAUGUCACUAGAGCAAUAAAUAGAUUAAUUGUGCAAAUUUAAA
Messenger RNA from Pecten maximus, 710 nucleotides. RefSeq lists its product as uncharacterized. The coding region runs from base 73 to 528 and encodes 151 amino acids. Lineage: Eukaryota; Metazoa; Mollusca; Bivalvia; Pectinida; Pectinidae. The record is from RefSeq and is a predicted model, not a curated record. The transcript is spliced from 2 exons.